UUAAAUGAAGUUAACAAAACAUGCCGUUUAUCGACAGAAACAAGACAUAAUCCGCUUUGAGUGAGGACAGACACAGAAAGACACUCUUAAUCACUAUACACACAUGGCGAACAGAUUUUGCAAGCCUACUGCACGAUCAUUUUCUAAAAUUGUCUGAAGUUUUAGACAUUAAAACUACGGUGUUAUCUGUAUUUUAAGGCGUUACAGUGUAUCUCUGUGUUUUUAUUUUUAAUUUUUAUUAUUAAUUUAUUUUACUGUAGUUGAAAAGUUUGCGUCACGGAAUAACAACAACGAGUCAUUUGACAUCCUUCCUCGUUCCGCGUAUGCAAAUCAUCUAUCGCUUCAUAUUUUCAGAUGACCUAGUGUGACUGGACUCACUCAUUCAGCCAUGAGACUGACCAGCACUGCUCUGCUCUUCCUCCUCAUCAUCAGCUGUAAUGCACUGGCUCUCAAACCGCAGCUCUUAGGCAGACACAGCGUCCAAACCUACUCUCAUCACAGAUCUGUCUCAUACAAAACUUUCUAUUUUGAUCAACAGAUUGACCAUUUUGGCUUUUUGGAGAAUGGCACGUUCAAGCAGAGGUACCUUCUCAACGACCAGCACUGGCACAAUGAAGGAGGCCCAAUCCUGUUUUACACGGGCAAUGAAGGAGACAUCACAUGGUUCUGCAACAACACUGGUUUCAUGUGGGAUGUAGCAGAAGAGCUGGGAGCCAUGCUGGUUUUUGCUGAACAUCGCUACUAUGGAGAGUCCAUGCCGUUCGGCAAGGAGUCUUACAGCAAUGCAAAGUAUCUGAACUACCUGACCUCAGAACAGGCUUUAGCUGACUUUGCAGUGCUGAUCAAAGCUCUGAAAAAAAACGUGCCUGGAGCUCAGAAGAGUUCAGUCAUCGCCAUCGGCGGCUCCUAUGGCGGGAUGCUGGCGGCCUGGCUGAGGAUGAAGUAUCCCAGUGCUGUUGUAGGCGCUCUUGCCGCGUCCGCUCCCAUCUGGCAGUUCAUUGUGCCAUGUGGAGAGUUUUACAAAGUGGUCACCCAGGACUUCACCAUCAGUGGUACCAACUGCAGCAGCAACAUCAGGAAGUCAUGGGCCGCUAUUGACAGGGUCUCAGAAACAGGUGAGGGUCUGCAGUGGCUCUCUCAGGAGUUUGGACUGUGUAGUCCUUUAAAGUCUUCAGAUGAAGUGUAUGGCUUCAAGGCUUGGCUGCAGGAAACCUGGGUGAACUUAGCCAUGGUGGAUUAUCCAUAUGAGGCCAACUUCCUCCAGCCACUCCCAGCCUGGCCUGUUAAGGCGGUCUGUGCGAAUCUUAAGUUUGAUACUGGCGUAUCAGACAAGGAGCUUUUGAAUGGCAUCUCUAAAGCUGUGAGAGUAUACUACAAUUACACAGGAGAUGCAGUCUGUCUCAAUACCUCACAAACCGCUACUGGGAAUCUGGGCUUCAUGGGUUGGUACUACCAGAGCUGUACAGAGAUGGUGAUGCCAAUGUGUACAGACGGCAUCGCUGACAUGUUUGAGCCACAGCCAUGGAACUUCCAGGCCUUCUCCGACGAUUGCUACAACCUUUUUGGAGUACGGCCACGAGAAGACUGGGCAGAAAUUGUAUAUGGUGGGAGAAACAUCAGUGCUCACAGCAACAUCAUCUUCAGUAAUGGAAAUCUUGAUCCGUGGAUGAGCGGUGGAGUGACCAAGAGUCUUUCAAAAUCUCUGAUCGCCAUUAUGAUCAAUGGAGGUGCUCACCAUCUCGAUCUGCGCUACAAUAACGAGUAUGACCCAGAGUCUGUUAUCACAACACGGGCACUGGAAGUACACUACUUCGUGAAGUGGAUCAAACAGGCAGCAUUUAAUUGAAAAUGACAAGAGGACUUAAGACCGACGAAAUGAACCAUUUCUGCUUGCUGUGUGCCAAAGUUAGUGGUUUCUUCCUUGGUACUUAAAAUGUUUUAUUGGAUGGGAAGUUCUUUUUGAAAUCCUGGUUGAUCAUCAUGUUCUUUGAAUUUUUGUGAUUGUGUGUGUGCAAACCAAGAAUUUUGCCAUUAGUUUUACAUUUGUUGCUGUUCAUAACUAAAUUUUUGGACAAAAUGGAAGAAUGUAAAGUUUCAGAAAAUACCAAAUGCAAAACCACUCAGGGUGUCCUUUGCCAAAGUCUCAAUGUUGAAUUGUAGCAAUAAUAAUCCUAUGCAUAUUCGCCAUCAGCUAGGGUUUUUAACUGAAGUAUGCUACAUUUUAAAGGAAUAGUUCACCAGAAAUGAAAAUUCUCUCAUUUAUUCAUCCUCAUGUUGUUUUGAACUCAUAUGAAAUUCUUUCUUCCAUGGAUCUCAGAGUAAAAUUUUCUCUAGGAAAAAAAGGACACCAUAAAAAUAUUCAAUAUGACUCUUGUACUAUAUUUGUGUUUCUGCAUUUUCCAAAUGGCAUGCUGUGAUUGGUUAUGAGAUAUGCAAGAACCAAACUUGAAAUUUAAGUGAAAACCAAUAUACAUUUUGAUCGAAUUUGCAUUUUUAGGGGGUAAACUAUUCCUUUUAUUCAAUUGCAACAUGUUUUAGGGAUAAUUUCUACUAUUCAGAAAUUGGAUAGUCACUGAAAUUGGCUGGACCUAAUAUCAGUGAUCAGUGUUAUUUUCAUUGUACGUACAAAAUCACAAGUCUUCUGUUUUCUGAACAAACUGUUUACACUCCUGAUUGUACUAAUGUUACUGUCUUAAUCUUGCACUGUUUUAUAGGAAAUGAUGCGUUAACAUGAUCCUCAGAAUAAAUGCAUAUGAACGGA
Molecule: messenger RNA, 2761 nt
Organism: Megalobrama amblycephala (Wuchang bream)
Lineage: Eukaryota; Metazoa; Chordata; Actinopteri; Cypriniformes; Xenocyprididae
Product: prolylcarboxypeptidase (angiotensinase C)
Exons: 9
Coding region: 389-1846 (485 amino acids)
Biological process (GO): angiogenesis involved in wound healing; proteolysis; negative regulation of systemic arterial blood pressure
Molecular function (GO): dipeptidyl-peptidase activity; serine-type exopeptidase activity
Source: RefSeq, a predicted model, not a curated record